GUGCAGGAGGUCGAUGAGGCUUACUACCAGAAGGUGGAGUUGGAAUCCAAGCUGGAGUACCUGACCAACCUGAUUGAGUUCCUGAAGUUGCUCUACGCUGAGGAGAUCGAGGAGCUCCAGUCCAAGGUGAAAACGACCGCAGUCACGUUGACGGUGAAGAACCAGCGGCGCCUGGACAUGAGGGGCGUCAUUGAAGACGUGAAGCUGCAACACGCCGACAUCGCAGCGCGGAACAAGGCGGAGGCCGAAUACUGGUACCAGAACAUGUCGCGUGAUCUGGAGCAAGACAGGAGCCGACAGAACGAUGAGCUGCGAAACUCCAAGACCGAGGAGGCCGAUCUCAUCCGUCAACUGCAGCGACUGAAGGCAGAAAUCGACAACUGCCAGAACCAGCGAUCGUCGCUGGAGGCGACCGUGGUGGAGGCGGAUGAACGGGGGCAGAUGAUGAUCAAGGAGGGGAAGGUCCACGUGGAGGAGCUGCAGGGGGCGAUACGCAAGGUGAAGACUGACCUGGUGGAUCAGGCCCGUGAGCACCAAGAGCUGCUCAACGCCACCAUGGCCCUGGACAUGGAGAUCGCCACCUACCGCAAGCUGAUGGACGGGGAGGAUGAGAGAGAUGGCGUCCCGAACAGCGGAACGGUUCGAGUGAUCCAAUCAACGUCCAAGCACAACAGACCUACAACACUGAAUUAUUAAGAUUUCUGGGACAGCGUGGAGGGCGAUGGGAUGGUGACGCUGGUCGUACAAGCACGGAGACCGCUUCCUCCUCACCAACACCACGGCAACGGCCACAAGGAGACACUCUGCCCGAGGGUCCAUGGGGCCUGUCGGUCACCGUGAAGAUCCGACAUCACCACCAUCAACGUCCCACUGUGCACCUCCUCGCAAACCUUUCCUGCAGUCUCUCUCUCUCUCUCUCCUAAUCUGCUCUGGGCUUUGCCCCCCCAACCCCACCCCCACCCCAACC
Molecule: messenger RNA, 967 nt
Organism: Amblyraja radiata (thorny skate)
Lineage: Eukaryota; Metazoa; Chordata; Chondrichthyes; Rajiformes; Rajidae
Product: keratin, type II cytoskeletal cochleal-like
Exons: 6
Coding region: 178-696 (172 amino acids)
Biological process (GO): intermediate filament organization; keratinization
Cellular component (GO): keratin filament
Molecular function (GO): structural constituent of skin epidermis
Source: RefSeq, a predicted model, not a curated record